GCCCCUCCCGUCCACAUCGACCAGACAGUUUCCGACUUUGACGGCGUCCUUUACCACAUCUCCACUCCCGAGACGAAGACAAAAAUCCUCCUCUCCGUUCAGAUCCGCUGCUUCAAAGAGCUGGUGCGGUACGGCGCCGAGCAAGUGCUCCAGCGGGAGUAUGGCCCCUACAUCGUAUCGCCCGAGGCAGGCUACGACUUCUCCGUGCUGAUCGACCUAGAAAACCUGCCCGCCGAGAAAGAUGAGCGAGACGCGCUGGUCAACAAGAUGGCGCUGCUGAAGCGCAAUGCGACGGCGGCACCUUUCGAGGCCGCUUACGAGGAGUAUUACAAGCUGAAAGAGGCGGCGUCGAAGUACAUCUCGGAGGAAGCACCGCAGGGCGUGCGGGAAGGCGGGGAGGUCAUGGCGAUCCACUACCGUGAGGAGGAGGGUAUCUUCAUCAAGGCCAGCCACGACCGGGUUACGGUCAUUUUCAGCACUAUUUUCCGGGAAGAGACGGAUCGGAUUUUUGGCAAGGUCUUCAUCCAAGAAUUCGUCGACGCCCGCCGUCGGGCCAUUCAGAACGCACCGCAGGUGCUCUUCCGAAACGACCCGCCGCUUGAGCUGCAACAGGUGCCCGGGGUGCAGAGCUCCAGCUCUGGCGAGAUUGGCUACGUAACAUUUGUGCUCUUCCCCCGUCACCUUACUUCGCAACGGAUGCCCGAGGUGAUCUCUCACAUCCAGACCUUCCGAGACUACUUCCACUACCACAUCAAGGCAUCAAAGGCCUACAUUCAUUCACGCAUGCGGAAGAGGACGGCGGAUUUCCUCCAAGUUCUCCGCAGAGCCCGGCCGGACAACGAGGAAAAGGAGAGGAAGACGGCGAGUGGCAGGACUUUCAAGGUGCAUGGUGCCUGAGUGGUGGGAGAUUCGCGGCGAAGGUGUCGCCGGGUGGAGGUCGAGAGCCCCAGGACUGCGAUCAGCGAGAGUCUAGUGGCCUGAACAGCACCAAGGACCUUGCCAUAGAAUUAAUUGCGUUAAAUUGCGUUACGAACGAUAUGAAGAGUUUGCUGGACUACUCUUUCCGCCCUAGGCAUGUCGGUUUUCGAGAUUCUUUGAGAGACCUGACUGCGAAGUUUGAGCGGGGAACUGAUUCCGGUUUGCCCAGUGUCAUGCGGAUACCGGGCGAGGCUCUCGAUGCACUCUUGCACCCACGGUUCGCCCCAUACUUUGGGCAUUUUCAUCCCAAAUUGAUUGUUUCUCGUUGGGUGUCUGCUGUCGCCCCUUCUGGUGACAUUUGAAGAGCAUUGGCGAAGCGAAGCGGGACGGACGUACGUUAACGUUAAUGCCUAGGCUAACUACCAAUCUACCUACUCUUAAGUGU
Molecule: messenger RNA, 1363 nt
Organism: Sodiomyces alkalinus F11
Lineage: Eukaryota; Fungi; Ascomycota; Sordariomycetes; Glomerellales; Plectosphaerellaceae
Product: ARP2/3 complex 34 kDa subunit
Exons: 4
Biological process (GO): Arp2/3 complex-mediated actin nucleation; actin filament polymerization
Cellular component (GO): Arp2/3 protein complex; actin cytoskeleton
Molecular function (GO): actin filament binding; structural constituent of cytoskeleton
Source: RefSeq, a predicted model, not a curated record